Messenger RNA from Bombus pyrosoma, 1944 nucleotides. It is a transcript of the gene Ppox, whose product is annotated as protoporphyrinogen oxidase. The transcript has 2 exons. Gene Ontology annotation, molecular function: protoporphyrinogen oxidase activity, oxygen as acceptor. Gene Ontology annotation, biological process: heme biosynthetic process. Bases 59 to 1522 code for a protein of 487 amino acids. The record is from RefSeq and is a predicted model, not a curated record. Gene Ontology annotation, cellular component: mitochondrial inner membrane. Lineage: Eukaryota; Metazoa; Arthropoda; Insecta; Hymenoptera; Apidae.
UUUUAUCCAAAAUAAAUUUAAUAUUCAUUAAUACAUUUGAAUAUUUAUGUAAUUGAGCAUGACAGCUAUACUAGGUGGUGGUAUAUCAGGUUUAUCAGCUGCAUAUUAUGCUCUUGAAAAUCCAAAACUGGCUCCAUCAGUUAUAUUAGAAGUUUCAAAUCGUGUAGGCGGUUGGAUACGUUCCAUAAAACAACCUGAUGGAACAAUCUUUGAAACAGGUCCACGAGUUAUUAGAGCUAACUCACAUGAUUUAUUGAAAUUAAUAGAAGAAUUGAAAUUAUCAUCUAAAGUCAUUCCCAUUAAAGCUGAACAUCCUGCUGCUAAAAAUCGAUAUAUUUAUGCGGACAAUGUAUUGCAUUGUUUACCUAAUUCUCUAAAAGGAAUUAUAACAAAAAAUACGCUGUUAAAUCAUUCUUUAGCUAGGCUUCUGUGGAAUGAUUUUAAAGCAGCAAAAGUUUUUAAAGAUGACGAAAGCAUAUAUAAUUUCGUAGAAAGGAGAUUUGGCAAAGAUGUAUCUGAAAAGAUGGUUGCACCAAUAUUAUGUGGAAUUUGUGGUGGUGACAUACAUCAAUUAAGUGCAAAAUCUUUUAUGACAAAUAUAUUUGAAACUGAACAAAAAUAUGGUUCUGUAUUUAUGGGUCUUAUACAGAAAAAAUUUUCAGAUAUAUUAAAUAAAAAAGAAAAAAGAGAAGUUACAUUGGAAAACACAAAUGAGACUCAAAAAAUAGUAAAAUCAAAUAAUAUAUCUUCGCUUUUAGUACAGAAAGCUAAAAGAGAAUUAUGGAGUACAUGGGGACUAGAAGGAGGUUUUGAACAAUUGCCUCAAACACUGGCUGAAAAUAUUACUAAACGUGGAGUGAAUAUAAAAAUGAAACAUAACUGUGAACAAAUAAUAUUUAAUGAAGAUUGUGUAGAAUUGAUUGUAAAUGGAAAAGUUGAAAAAUAUUCUCAUAUCAUAUCAAGUUUACCUGCUAAAAGUUUAGCUAAUUUAAUUCAAAAGCAACACCCAGAACUGUCUAAAGAAUUAUAUAGUAUACCUACAGUAACGAUAGCUGUAGUUAAUCUCCAGUUUUCUGAAAAUGUUUUACCAAUAAAUGCCUUUGGGGUUCUCAUUCCACCAAAAGAAGAAAUUCCAAUUUUGGGUAUAAUAUUUGAUUCAUGUGCCCUUCCUCAAAAUUCCAAAAUGACAGUACUGACAGUAAUGAUGGGUGGGGCAUGGUUUGAAAAAUACUUUGGUAGAUGCUCAUCUGAAGAACAUUUAAAAACGGUAGCGGUUAAAUAUGCAAACAAACUUUUAUGCAUUAAUGAAGAUCCCAAGGCAUGUAAUGUUUCCAUUCUGAAAGAUUGUAUUCCACAAUAUAUAAUAGGUCACGCACAACGCUUAACUCGCAUCCACGAUUACAUCUCCGCGCAUAAAAUACCUUUAGCGUUGUGUGGCUCUUCAUAUCACGGUGUAGGAGUCUCUCAUGUUAUUCUGUCAGCAAAAGAAGCUGUUUCUAGUAUCAAUCAGUGUAUGAUAUAGCUUUAUGAAAUUUAAUCAAUCAAUUUUCUUUGAUUUAAAAAUGAAACAAUAUAUAUACAUGCAAGAAAUUAAGCCAAAAUAAUUUUUUAAAAAAUAAACUGUAAUUUAACUUAAACUAAAAACAUGCAUUAUUCAUGCUGCUUAAUGAAAAUAAACAGAGCAAUUUACACAAUAAAAUACAAAUAAUACGAAAAUUAAGAGAGAUAUUAUAAUAUAAAAAUUGAAGAAUGAAUGAAAGUAUAAAAAGUAAAUAGGACAUAAAAUAAUUAUUCCAAACCAGCAUUUUAUUACACUAGAGCUGUGAAAAGAUUCUGUAGCUAUUAAAAUAAAACAUAUGUAUAAAAUAUUUUUUAUUAUAAAAGUGUAAAAAAUAUAUAUGUAUUGUGCAUGAAAUAAAAUAUAGAACAUUUAGUAGAGAUAUA